Messenger RNA from Brassica oleracea var. oleracea, 2469 nucleotides. RefSeq lists its product as uncharacterized. Gene Ontology annotation, molecular function: protein binding. The record is from RefSeq and is a predicted model, not a curated record. NCBI's taxonomy places the organism in Eukaryota, Viridiplantae, Streptophyta, Magnoliopsida, Brassicales, Brassicaceae. The transcript is spliced from 3 exons. Bases 356 to 2293 code for a protein of 645 amino acids. Gene Ontology annotation, cellular component: cytoplasm.
UCCUCGGACGAUUAUUGUCAACCGUUGGCAUUUCUCUUCCUCAUAUUCCUUUCUCCGUGUUUUUGGAUCGGGUCUGGGAGAGAGAAUCAAAGCCCCUCCGCGUUUCGUCUUCGUCGAGCCUCCCUCCUCAGGUUGUUUUUAGAGGAAUCUGUCGUUGAAGAAAGAUAAAAGGGAGGUUUUGUUUUUAGUCCUGAGACUCUUCUCCUCUCUUAAAGGUCAUAGCUUUACUUGAAAGGAGAAUAGGUGAGAGAGAGAGAGAGCAAAGUCUCUACUAAUGGAAGGAAGUAAAGCUUGAAAGAGACAGAACCUGAGUUCUUUAGAUAACACAAGUGAAGCAGCUGCCCCACCCCACCCUAUGGAGGAUUACUCAAAGUACACACACAGUCCUGCCCAUCUAGCCGUCGUGCUUCAUGACCAUGCGGCUCUUAGAAGACUUGUUAUGGACCUUCCCAGCUUAGCCAAGGCUGGCGAGGUUACCAACGAGGCUGAGUCUUUAGAAGCCGAGUCACGCGCCGAUGCUGUCACCGCCGUCAUCGACCGGCGCGAUGUCCCCGGCCGCGAAACCCCUCUCCAUCUCGCUGUACGUAUGCGAGAUCCCGUCUCCGCUGAGAUUUUAAUGUCCGCUGGUGCGGAUUGGAGCCUGCAGAACGAGAACGGCUGGAGUGCUUUGCAGGAAGCCGUUUGCACUAGAGAGGAGGCCAUUGCUAUGAUCAUCGCGAGGCACUACCAGCCUCUCGCUUGGGCUAAAUGGUGUCGUAGGCUUCCGAGGAUAACUGCCUCAGCGUCUCGUAUUCGUGACUUUUACAUGGAGAUAACGUUUCAUUUCGAGAGCUCGGUGAUUCCUUUUAUUAGCCGUAUUGCUCCCUCGGAUACGUAUAGGAUAUGGAAGCGCGGUUCGAACCUCCGUGCUGAUAUGACACUUGCUGGUUUCGAUGGGUUCCGUAUCCAACGGUCGGAUCAGACGUUUCUUUUUCUUGGGGAGGGUUACGCGUCGGAUGAUGGGAAAGUGUCGUUGCCUCCUGGCUCCUUGAUUGUUCUUUCUCACAAGGAGAAAGAAGUGACGAACGCUUUGGAGGGGGCGGGGGCUCAACCGACGGAAGCGGAGGUUGCUCAUGAAGUGGCGCACAUGUCUCAGACCAACAUGUAUAGGCCUGGCAUUGAUGUUACUCAGGCUGAUUUGGUUCCUCAGUCGAACUGGAGACGGCAAGAGAGGGCGGAGACUGUUGGGAGCUGGAAAGCUAAAGUGUAUGACAUGAUGCAUGUGAUGGUGAGCGUGAAAUCGAGAAGAGUUCCGGGAGCGAUGACUGAUGAGGAGCUCUUCGCUGUUGAUGAGGACAGAACGGCGAAUGGUGCUGACAACGAUGGGUUUGAGGAUGUCUUAACCGCUGGGGAAAGAAAGCAGCUGGAUUCCGCCUUGCGGAUGGGGAACUCCGAAGCUGCUGAGGAUGAAGAGAAUGACGUGGACGAUCAUGGUUCGGGAGGAGAAGCCAACGGUGCUCCUCUCAAGGAGAAGAAAGGGUGGUUUGGUUGGAACAAGAAAGGCGCGAAGCCUGGGCAUGAUGGUGGUGGUGAAGAAACAACAGCAAAGGUCAAGAAAGGCUCCAAGUUGGCACCAGAAGAGAAAGAGAAAGGGAAAAACCAAAGAUCGUCAACGCUAUCUGAUAAUAAUUCCAAGGAGGAUGCUGGAGAUGGCAAGAAGGGAAAAGACAAAGGUGGUGCCAAGAAGAAGAAGAAUGAAAGCGAGUACAAGAAAGGGUUAAGACCUGUACUGUGGUUAACACCUGACUUCCCUCUUAAGACAGAAGAGCUUCUUCCGCUGCUCGAUAUAUUAGCCAAUAAGGUCAAAGCCGUGAGGAGGCUCAGAGAGCUCCUUACCACAAAACUUCCCACAGGAACAUUCCCUGUCAAGAUUGCGAUCCCCAUUAUACCAACCGUCCGUGUACUCAUCACUUUUACUAAAUUUGAAGAGCUCCAACCAUCUGAGGAAUUCUCAACGCCUCCUACGAGCCCUGUUUUUCAUGACGCAAAGUCAUCAGAUAGUUCAUCUUCAGCGUCAUGGGUGUCGUGGAUGAAAGGUACUCGCGGUGGUGGCCAAUCAAGUGACGGAGACAGUAACCGGUACAGGGAUAGUGAAGUUGACCCUUUCAUGAUACCAUCAGAUUACAAAUGGGUCGACUCAGCUGAGAAGAAACGCAGAAUGAAAGCCAAGAAAGCUAGAAUCAGGAAGAACAGGAAACAGGGUGCUUCGAAACCUAGUUCCUCGAGUUCCCGUUCCAAUCAAGAACCGGAAUAAAAUAAUUGCCACCUUGAAGAACAGGGUGUCACUUAGAUGAGAGAAGGUUUGGUUGUGUUAUUGUUUGUAGUAAGCCAUGUUAUUUGUGAGAUUCUUAAGGAACACACGUUUGCUACAUAAGAAACAGCCAUUUUGCUCUGUUCAGUUAAUCAGUGAAGUUGGUUCGUGAUUGCUCU